AUGAAGACGACUUCCAUCCUCAUCGCUCUCGCAAGCGUGGCUGCUGCUCAACAAGCCGUCUCACAGAUUGGAGAUGGCCAGCUACAAGCCGGGACAUCCGCUGGCUCUGACUCUGGCUCUGGCAUGAGUGCCACGGGAGAUUCUGGUGCUGGAUCUACUGCUACUGGGGGCGUUGUUAGCCAGAUUGGUGACGGGCAACCACAAGCUCCAUCUCAAACCGGAGCUAUCGUCAGCCAAAUUGGCGACGGACAACCACAAGCUCCAGCACAAACUGAUACGGGAAGCGGAGCCAGUGCUUCGGGAAGUAGCAGUGAUUCCGGUGCUUCUCCUAGCGUUUCCAUCACGCCGUACACUGGUGCUGCUGUCCAGGUUGCGGCUGGAGGGAUGGCGGUUUUUGUUGGGCUUGUGGCUGUGCUUGCUCUGUAA
Molecule: messenger RNA, 426 nt
Organism: Pseudocercospora fijiensis CIRAD86
Lineage: Eukaryota; Fungi; Ascomycota; Dothideomycetes; Mycosphaerellales; Mycosphaerellaceae
Exons: 4
Coding region: 1-426 (141 amino acids)
Cellular component (GO): cell wall
Molecular function (GO): structural constituent of cell wall
Source: RefSeq, a predicted model, not a curated record